Molecule: messenger RNA, 1949 nt
Organism: Archocentrus centrarchus (flier cichlid)
Lineage: Eukaryota; Metazoa; Chordata; Actinopteri; Cichliformes; Cichlidae
Gene: tango2
Product: transport and golgi organization 2 homolog (Drosophila)
Exons: 9
Coding region: 223-1053 (276 amino acids)
Biological process (GO): Golgi organization; protein secretion
Cellular component (GO): Golgi apparatus
Source: RefSeq, a predicted model, not a curated record
AGGUCACUCUGUGUGAGUACUUCCUUUUAGUUGCCAACAGCGAGUGUUGAGGGGCAGUGAGUACAACUAGCUGAUAUAACAGCAGUAAACAGCGUAGGAGAAAAACGAUUAGUCAGAUAUCAGCAGUAUACUGUCUCGCACACAACUAAGUUUGGAUAUGGCUAAGAUUUGAAGUCAGAUGUGGACCAAGUGAAAGCCCUGCCAUCAGUCCCCAGCACAUCCAUGUGUAUAAUUUUCUUCAAGUUUGACCCCCGGCCUGCGUCCAAAAAUGCCUACAGGCUAAUUUUGGCUGCAAACAGAGAUGAGUUGUACAACAGGCCAUCCAAAGCUGCAGACUUCUGGGGGCCCAACAAUGAGAUCCUCAGUGGCCUGGACCUGGAAUGUGGCAAGGAAGGGGGGUCAUGGCUGGGGAUCAGUAAGAGAGGCAAGCUGGCCGCCAUCACCAACUUCAUGGAGGGACGUCCUAACCCUGAUGCACAAGGAAGAGGAUUUCUAGUGUCAAACUAUUUAACGGAUAAGGAUCAGGAUAGCUACUCCUACCUGAAGAAGGUGUCAACGGAAGGCCACCUGUACAAUGGGUUUAACCUCGUCACAGCAGAGUUCAGAGCUAAACAAGACAUUGUGUGUUACUAUGGAAACAGAGGCAGCCCUGAACCCAUCCAUCUAAAUCCAGCAGGAAUCUACGGCUUGAGUAAUUCACUACUGGAUACUCCGUGGAAGAAACUGUUGCAAGGCAAGCAACACUUCAGCAGUGUCAUCAGUGACCAGACGCUCUCCUGUGAUGGACUGGUGCAAGAGCUGCUCCGCGUCCUUAAUAAUGAGGAACUGAACACACCUGAUCCAAUUCAGGAGACUCAGGGUGAUGGUUACAGCAAGUACAUGAUCCAGGCUCUGUCGGCCGUAUGUGUUCGCUCCCCUUAUUAUGGAACAAGGACCAAUACGAUAAUCCUGAUAGAUGCAGAAGGGAACGUGACCUUCACAGAGCGCACCAUGCUUAACUGCGACACGAGCAAGUGGAGCACCAGUUCUUUCCAGUUCAAACUGCAGGAGUGAAGACGCAAUGGAGGAAACCUACUCUGUGCCUUUCUGCAUCACCUUUCCUUCCACCACCUCUUGCCCUGCCGCCUCCUUCAGUCGAACCUCGCCACACCAGUCAUGUGAACGUGAAGACUCAUCAGCACUUUUUUAAUUCAGCUAGUCACUAGCUGCCUCAUUAACAUCACUGAAAUAUAUUUCUUACUUUCGAUUUAAGUUAAAGAUGUAUGCUAAUUUAAAAAGAUUGCCAAAGGACAUUUAUAGUUUUGUAGAGGAAAAUAUUUUACCUACAUGUUACAAAACGUCUAAAAAAUUACAGAGUGCUUGUAAUCUGGUAACAAGAUUGGUGUGAUGCCAUUUUCUCUCAUGAACUCUAGACAUUGUUGGCCUUUCUUACAUGUAGCAAACAGCAACAGAAGAUCUGUGUCAGGCACAUUCUGAAUACUACUAAAUCAAUUUAAUGUGCAGCACGACUGAUUCUGACAUGAGUGUUCUUGAAUGCAGCUCCCCUGGAUAAUGUGUUGAAAAGCUCAGCUGCAGUGCAUCAAAACAUGCUCUUUGGGGUCUGAUUAAACCUUCCAUCCAUGAUAUACAUUUUAUGCACAAUUUCCAGGGUGUGGGUUAAAAUAGCAUCCUAUGAAAAACCAUAGGGUCACACUUUUCUUUUCUUUUCUUUUCUUUUUUUUUAGAGAAGGUGAUUUAAGUUCACAUGACUCAUCAUGAGGGUUAUUGGCUACUUUGUAAGUUUGUGAUUACCCUGUCAUUGGUGUUAAGGGAAUUAUGCAUCAGUCCUGCACAGCAUCAUGUGGUUUCAAUGCACUGUUGCACUGAAUGCACUGGAUUUCUGACUUCUUCCAUUGUGGAAUAUUGCAUUUUACAACAGCUUGACAAUAAAUAGUUUAUCCAAACACUCA